Paramecium primaurelia is the source of this 3208-nucleotide messenger RNA. The record is from the annotation of a GenBank genome assembly. NCBI's taxonomy places the organism in Eukaryota, Ciliophora, Oligohymenophorea, Peniculida, Parameciidae.
AUGCUUCUUUAUAAAGCUGUAAAUAAGUUUUUUUUGAAUCUAGCUUUAAACAGAAGAUGAAUACGAGAGGUUAUAACUUUUAAGUGAAGGCAUCAAAGAAGUAACAUCUGAAAUGCCUAAGAUAGAAACAAUUCAAAGUACAGCUCUCAUUAAAUUUUGUAAAUAUUCAUAUCUAUUUAUUAGUAAUUUGUUGUUAUCCUUACUAAGAGUAGAAUAUUAAUAUGUUGAUCUCAGCAUUUUUUGAUUAUUACAAAAAUGAAAACUUUUUUUGGGCAUACACCUAAGCAAUCUCUUAAAUUGGAGACUAUUAAGAGAGCAAGGCUGCAGCAUAUAAAAAAUAAUCCAUAUUUGAUGUAUAUCUAAGAAAAUAGUAAUAAUUUAAUAUAUUAUAGAAAGGAAGGUAAAACUGGUUUAAAUCAUUUUUAUCAUUUUUCUGAAUCUGUACAGCAAUAAAUGACGAAAGUUAAAUUGUAUGUUUGUUCAUAUUUUUCCAAAUAUUUUUCCUUAGCUCAAGAUUUAGGAAUUGAUAUGUCAAGAAUUUACGAUAUAUAUAGAAUUUAUUUACAUAAUACAAGUAAUAAGGAAUUGAUAUUUGAAUUAAUUGAAUCAUUUGAGAAUUUGAAAAGGACUUUAUUUAAUAAUUUACCAUGGAUUGAUACAUUUUAAUCUGAAAUAGAUAUUUAUAAAUAAACAUUAAUCCCAUAAAGAUUUUCUGUUAAAUUCAAACAGAAUUAACAUAAUUUACAAUAACUUUAUGAAUAAUACAAAUAAUAAAUGGAGAAUCCUGGAUUACAGAAUUAAAACUCUGAAGAAAAUAGCCCAUAAGUAGAUUAAAAGGCUGUUUAUAAAUAAUAAAUUGAUAAAUAUUAAAUAGCAUUAUGUAAAUAAAACUUGGUAAAUUUGAUUGAUGAUUCAAUCGAUUUAUAUUUAUUUCUAAAAUUGAUUAUUAAGCCAUAGAAGUAUGAUUUAAUAGAUGAUUGGAAUGUUAAAUAUAGUGAAACAACUAUAGAUAAAGAUUACUAAGGAUUUAAGAUAAAUUGUUCAGAAUUAGAUGAUUUAUUAAUAAUUAGGUCUUAUAAAGCUUUAAAUUCAGUUUUAAAUUGUACUAAAUUUGAAAUCUUGAAACUAAAGAUGUAAAAUUUGUUACCAAAAAUAUGUAAUUAAAUUUAUUUUAACUAGUUCAUUUGAUAUAUAAGGUACUUCGAGAUCCUGAGUAAAAUAUCAACUUGUAUCAUUUAGGCUCAUUAAUAAAUAAAUUAUUAGAAAUGUGUCCUAAACAUACAAUAUAUUAAAUAAUUAAGUUAAAUCUAUUGUUCUCCUUUACAUAAUUUUUUUAUAAUAACUCUAUUGUGAAUUUAGUAUUGGAAAUUUUGGAUUUUGAUACUGAUAAAUAUCAACUAGGAUAUUUUGUUCAAGAAUAAGUAUGGACUUAUAUAAAUGAUACAGAUUGGUUCUAAUAUCUUUUUACUUUUCUAUUUAAAUAGAACAUUGAUGUAAGUAAAAAAGAUGAAAAUUAUUAGAGUGAAAGAAAAGUAUAAUAUAUUUAAUAUUAUAAUUAGACUCAAGUUUUGAGUAUGUUACAAUCAUUAAAUAGAAAUCAACGAGGUUCCAUAAAAUAAUAAGUUACUGUAAAUUAAUCCUAUUUUGUGUAAUGUUAUAGCACAAGUGAGAAACUUGAUGAAUUACAACCACAUGAUUUCUUAAAUAAUAGAGAUAUAGAUAAUUUAAAGUUUUUCAAUAAUGAUAAAUUAAAUUUUGAUCCUAAAAUUAUGGAGAAAAUGAUUGAAGAGUAAAAAAAGAAUUAGGUUACAUCAGGACAAAAUGUAAUGAUUGAAGACUAAAAUAUCAUAUCCCAAAGAGUUAAUAAAUAUGGAAGAUAAAUGAUUGAAAUACCUCCAAAAAAGAAAUAGGUAUCGUUACCUAAAUUAAAUACAAUUUCUGUAAAAUCUCCUCUUAAAAAUAUUAAUUCUCCUUUGUCAAGAGAGAGUUCCAAGAAUCUAUCUAUUGAUAAGGAUGCAUAAUUGAGUUAGAAAUCUAAAUAAUCUUCUUCAAGUUUAAGACCAUCAGAUAAUUAAGAUGAUACUUUAUCAUAGAAUAAAUUAAUAAGAAUAUAUCAGGCAACAAGUAAAACAAAUGCAAGCUUAUUUAAAUAGAAUUAGUAAGGUAUUCAAAUAAAAGAUAUUGGAUUAAUGGAAUCUCUUUAAUUUAUUUAUAGAUUAUUGAAUUCAUUGUAGUAAUUUUAAAAGAAAUUCUUAAGCCAUAAAAAUUGUAAUAUAGUUGAAAAAACAAGUAAAAUAUUAACAACAGAGAAUUUAGUACAAUUCUUUUAAAUCUUUGUUAGUAAGAUAAUGAAAGAUGAUUAUGGAUUAAUUUGUGGUUAAAUAUUAAAUAGUAUAUAUUAAAUGGUUUUGAAUGAGCAUUUGGAUGUAUAUUAUGAAAUGUUAAAUGAAUAAUUUUAUAACUUUAUUUAAGAAAUUGGAAGUUAGUUUAUACUUUUGGAGAAAUAAUAAAAUACUGGAUUUAAGAGAUAUCUAAUAUCAUCAAUAUUUUUUAAUGGAUUUAUAUUGAAUAAUUACUUAGGUCAAAAUUACUUAGAAUUUAAUAUUUAUAAAUAUUUAAGUAGUAAAAUAUUUAAUUAACUACAAUAAUAUUUAAUUAAUUGUCCUGAAAAUAAUAAUUAUUAAUUAUAAUUUACUAAGUAAUUAUUUUUAUCUCAAAAUUUAGGUUUUUGAAUUGUGUCUUUUCUAAAGCACCAGCUUAUAUGAUACAGUAAAUUUUAUUUAAUUAUGGUUUACUUUAAAUUUUGUUUGAAUCCUAAAGAGUGAUAAUCCUUAAUGAUGUUCAAAAUGUUCAGAGUUCCUUACACUAUUUUGCUAUACAAAUAAUAUAUCUAAUUAAGGAUCUUUUAAAUAAAAGAAGUAUGCAAGUUAUUCUUGAUAAUCUUUAACCUCUUGAUCUAUGGUACAAACUAUGUAAAGCAACUGAGAAUUUUAAAAUUGUUAAUUUAGAUCAAAUUAAACUAGCAGAACCACCUUAAGAAAUAAGAUAAUUCUCAAAAAAAUAAUAGAGAUAAUUCUAAUUUAAAAAAUAAUAAACUGAAUAAAAACUUGAAAUAUCUGAGAGAUCUCCGACAGAGUUAUGUUUGACUCCUGAUUUAACACAUAGAACUUUAAAAAAUUAUAGAUUGCGUAAGCCAUUUGAUUUAUGA